AUGUCGCCAACCAGGAAGCGCACAAAAUGCUUUACGGGCUGUUGGACGUGCCGCAGCCGCAGAGUGAAAUGCGACGAGGCCACUCCGUCUUGCCAAAGAUGUCGGCAAAGGGGAAUUGAGUGUGAGGGAUAUGGCGUCCGUCUUAACUGGAAACAUUACAAUGCAGCAGGCGACCAUUCGGACGAAUCGGCGCAUGAGCUGGACGACGGCGAAUCAGUCGCAUCCCGCGCACGCUCAAGGCGGUCGAUGACAUACAUUGGCGUCUCAGAUAUUCCCCGGAUACCUUCCCCAGAAAUUGACAAUGCGCUUGAUCAGAUUGAGCACUGGUCCGCACAAAAGUCUCCCUCUCGCAGCCCGCGCUUGCAAAGGGCCGGCUUUGCCGUCUUCCCCAUCGACCUUCCUCCUACACCAUUCUCCGAAGACGAUGCUGAAGCGGGAUUGCCACCGAAUAAUCGAUCUGCAAACCGCCUGGAUGCUCUGAGGGCCCAAGACACCGAGUUACUGCCUACGCCACCAGACUCUACCUCGUGCCCAACACUUACCUUGCCACAAACGCCGUUCAGCCUUCGACGACAAUCUGAUACACCUCCUCAACGCACAAGCCAACAAGAACACGAUGCGCCACAACUGCAGACGGAGUCUAGACCGGGCGCUUCGCUCACUCAUCUGGAUGUCAUUCAAAUGCCAUCCACACAGAAACGACUUGUCCAUCAUUGGGUCACCUUCACUAGCCGAAAGAUCACCCUGCUAGAUGAGCCACAUAACCCCUGUCGCACCAUGAUGCUACCAAUGGCCCUUCAAGGACUAAUAUCUAGCUCGCAAGAGUCGAACCCAAGUGUAGUGGUCUUCCAUGCAUUAUGCGCUGCCGCAUCUUGCAACUUGUUUGAACUCGGUGGGCGAAAGAAUGAGCAGGAUCGUUUAGUAGCACUCUAUCACGACGAACAAGCCAUCAAACACCUGCGGGACAAUUUGUCGCGUGCAGACGAGCACACUGAUCAGUCCUUUGCCAUGGCCAUUAUGGCUUGUAUUAUGGUCGAUGCCAUUUCUGGCACGACGCAACGCUGGCGCACACACGUGUCUGGGGGACUGGCGUAUCUCGCCAAGCUACGAUCCAGAGGUGUAGAUGAAAUGAUGCUGGCUGCCUUUCAGAGACAUAUGGUGUCCAUGGCAAUCCUUUGCGAUGUGCCGGUGGCAGAUGAGCUGAAGUCCUUUCUUGAUGCCCAACAGCCUCUUGACCCGUUGGAGACAACGUUCCCGUACUAUGGUGUAUCGCGAGCUUUUCUUCAGGCUCAUGAUAGGAUGAAUCAGUUAUCAACAUUGCCGCCACCGGCACUGUCAGCUAUGGAGAAAGAGCUGGAUGCAUUCGAAAUGCAGCUCUAUCUCAACUUCCCCACGCCGCCAGCCCAGUUGCUGGCAGCGCCAACAGACCCUCAAGGCUUGAUUCUGCACCACAUUGCAAAGGUGUUUUACUAUGCACACCUCGUCUUUUUUCAGCGCAGCAUUCGGCACGCCUCAUUGGCGUCUGUCCAGACACUAGUGGAUUUGGGUAUUCGCGAGGUUGAGGCUAUUGAAAAAGUCGGCAGGGGAAAUCUGGGCUGCAUGAUGCUGUGGCCCGUGUUAGUGUUAGGUGCGGAGUGCGCUCCGCCUAUGGACGACCAGGGGACUGGUUUGAGGCAUCGGAUGAAAUCGUGGUUCAAAGAGCAGUCCAAACUAGGUUUCCGUAACCUGGUUGUACUGGAGAACUUGAUUGAAGCUGUUUGGGAUGCUCAGCAAGACAGCGCCGACUGGCGAGACUUCAUCGCUGAGCCCGAGUUUGACGUAUUUAGACUGUAA
This is a messenger RNA of [Torrubiella] hemipterigena, 1833 nucleotides long. The record is from the annotation of a GenBank genome assembly. NCBI's taxonomy places the organism in Eukaryota, Fungi, Ascomycota, Sordariomycetes, Hypocreales, Clavicipitaceae.